Molecule: messenger RNA, 2440 nt
Organism: Scatophagus argus
Lineage: Eukaryota; Metazoa; Chordata; Actinopteri; Scatophagidae
Product: MAP kinase-activated protein kinase 2-like
Exons: 10
Coding region: 1005-2264 (419 amino acids)
Biological process (GO): response to cytokine; intracellular signal transduction; peptidyl-serine phosphorylation
Cellular component (GO): nucleus; cytoplasm
Molecular function (GO): calcium/calmodulin-dependent protein kinase activity; calmodulin binding; mitogen-activated protein kinase binding
Source: RefSeq, a predicted model, not a curated record
CAACAGGUUUGUCGCUCUCUGGGUGUCUGUUGUUACAUCCUGGCUCAAGUUUCAAAUCAAAGAGACCACGCAUGCAAAUGUGUUAUUUAAAUACCUGAAAUGUAAAUGUGGUGAGAUUGUAAACAUAUUGGCCGCCUUAGAAAGAAAGAAGCAGCACAUCCAGCUAUACAAGACAAAAGCUUCGCGUCAGAUCCGAAUGACUUUUGGCACCCUUUGUGCGCCAUGGUAGUGCCAUGAUGUCCUCUUAGGAUUUCUCUCACACUCAACCUCCUUAACGCUAUGUCAAUGGCUUUAUUGACAUUAUACAUACAUUAUUAUCAGAUCAUCAGUAUGCGAUGAGGAAAACUGCUGGCCCACAACUGGAGGGAUUCCACAAAAAAACCGGGACACAAUUAUAUCCUUUGAGAGAGUCUAGCCUCCUUUCCCUGCACCCCUAUAUUCGAGUCUUACUUAUACUUAUAUAAUAUUCGUUUCUGGCCAUGGCUUUUGGUCAUUUUUGCUCUCUCUACUGGUACCCUGCCGUGCGUCUUUACGCGUGGUUGUUCCUUUAAGAAAACGAAUUUGAGCCUCUCCGCGCUGACGUAAGGGAAUUGGAGAGGUUGGUGUACCCUGCAGGAAGAGGCAGAUAACCGUGAUGAGGACCAGGCAGGGGUACCGCACUUCAUCUUUUUUUUUCUUAGUAGCAUUUUCUUUCCUCGCAGUCAUUUAGCUUUACUUACCGUUUCUACACAUCCAUCCCGAGAUCAGCUGGAGUCUGGUUUUUAUGCCUGUAUAACGGUGCGACAUCAGACCUCCGCCCUUUUCUGAACUCUAACGAGGUUUAUGGAUUGAAAACCUCAUUUUGCCCCCAGAGUGUUCAAAGUGGGUGGAGAAGUUCUGUCGGGAAGUACGAAAGUCCUCUGGACAUAAAUUUAGGAUUUAGGAUGACGCCGAUUUUUUUUUUCUUUCUGCGGCAGAAACUGAUGUGAUUUGAUCUGCAUCGCUGUUGGUUUUUACAGAAAAAAAUGAAUCAUAACCAGGAGGACCAGUCGGUAACUGUUCUUACUGCGCAGCACGGGACAGCGCACCACAGUGACUCCAACAGACUGGAGAGCAGCUUGGGCAGCGGCCUCACUGGCCUCCAGCCACCUGCUUACUCGAAACUGGAGUUCAGGAGAAACGCAGUGACAGAUGACUAUAAAAUCACAGCUGAGGUUCUCGGCCUGGGAAUCAACGGCAAAGUGCUGGAAUGUUAUUGCAAGAAAACAGGGCAGAAAUGUGCCCUCAAGAUCCUGUAUGACACUCCUAAAGCCAGACGGGAGGUUGAGCUGCACUGGCGAGUUUCCGGAGGUCCCCAUAUCGUCCGCAUACUCAGCCUGUAUGAGAACAUGCACCAGGGGAAAAAGUGUCUCCUCAUCAUUAUGGAAUGUAUGGAGGGAGGCGAACUGUUCAGUCGCAUUCAGGUCAGAGGCGACCAGGCCUUCACAGAGAGAGAGGCAUCAGAGAUCAUGCAUGACAUCGGCACAGCCAUAGAGUAUCUCCACCAUGUGGACAUUGCUCACAGGGAUUUAAAGCCUGAAAACCUGCUGUAUACCACCAAGGAGAGUAACGCUACCCUGAAACUGACUGACUUUGGGUUUGCUAAGGAGGUGGCGCUGCACAACUCCCUUCAAACUCCCUGUUACACUCCAUACUACGUUGCCCCAGAAGUACUUGGGCCAGAGAAAUAUGAUAAGUCAUGUGACAUGUGGUCUCUUGGAGUAAUCAUGUACAUUCUUCUGUGUGGCUUUCCUCCAUUCUACUCAAACACAGGUCAGGCCAUCUCUCCAGGCAUGAAGCAGAGGAUCAGGUUGGGCCAAUACGAGUUCCCCAAUCCUGAGUGGGCUGACGUUUCUGAGGAAGCCAAACAGCUCAUCAUUCAGUUAUUGAAAACAGACCCCAGUGAGAGGAUGACCAUUGGACAGUUCAUAAACCAUCCCUGGAUUAGUCAGUCAAUGGUGGUCCCUCCAACACCCCUCCACACCACUCGUGUUUUGACAGAGGACAAGGAGCUGUGGGAUGAUGUAAAGGAGGAAAUGACCAGUGCCUUGGCCACCAUGCGAGUUGACUACGACCAGGUAAAGAUCAAAGACCUGGACAUGUCCAACAACCCUCUGCUCAACAAGAGACGGAAGAGGCCCGUGCCUGGAGGAGCCAGCACAGAAGGAGAUGGUGAUGGAGGAGUGGUGUGUAAUAACCACAGAGAAGUUACAUUUUCUGAAGAGCAUGAGAAAAUGAUUAUUUGACUGAAACAGUAUGAGAACCAGAGUGAGCAAUAUUUCCUCAUCUAAAUAUCACCAGUAUUUUACUCACUUUGUAUCCUUCUUUGUAUCUCUGCAGUCACAAAAAUAUAAUAAAUGUCAUUUAUUUUGAUUGUUACUAGGGUAAUGUGCAAAAUAAAACUGUGUUUUUUUAGGUUUCA